CAGGAUAAUAGAACAGUGUUAACAGCUACAGAGAGGUGCAGAGAAAGAUCAACACCAAUAUGUGAGAGGCCUGUUCAUAACUCUGAUAACAGCAGAGAAGAAGCUGUUCUUGAAUCUAUCAGUAUGUGUUUUCAAACAUUUGUAUCUUCUGCCCAAUGGAAGAGGGUGGAAGAGAGUAUAACCGGAGUGGGAGAAGUCUGUGAUUAUGUUGGCUGCAUUCCUGAGGCAGCAGAAAUGUAGGCGGAGUCAGUGAAAGGAAGGUUGGUUUUCAUGAUGGACUGGGCUGCGUUCACAGCUCGGAAAUCCCUGAAGUAGGUCUCAGACCCUGGAUGAGAAGCUUGCAGUCCCCAGUUACACUGAUUCUGCUUUACACCAUAAUUAAAUACAGGAUUUAUGUGGUGCAAUGGGAAGAGAUGCACUUUGCCACAAUUUUGUGUGGGGGCGAUGGGCAGAGGGGUGCCUGUUCCACAAGUUGAGCAAUGUGUGUAGUUCUGGUCACCUCAUUUUACAGAAAAGAUGGAAUUGAACCAGAGAACGUGCAGAGGAGAUUGAUGAGGCUGUGUACCAGGAGCUGGGACAAAUGCAACCAUGUGAAAAGAUUAUGUUAACUGUGCGUUCUCCUUGGAAUAGAGAAGGCCAAAGGAAAAAUUAAUUGAAGUAUACAAAAUUGAGAGAGUCCUCAAUACAGUGGAAGGAGCCACUUACACCAACAGAGAAUCCAGUGAUAAUAGGGCAUGGAUUUAAAAUGAUUGGUAGAAAGAUUAAAUGGAAGAUUAGGAAAAGUGUUUUCCCCAACAGGAUGAGUGGGGUCUGGACCCACUGCCAGAAGCAAGAGAAGAUGCAAAAAGACUCAAUUAAUUUGUAAUGUGUCUGAAUUGGCAGAGCCAAUUGGUGCAAAGUGGGCUAGGGCUGGAUGACUUAUUUUCUCAGCCGGCGCAGACACAGUGGCCCAAGUGGCCACUUUCUAUGUCUUGAUCUUUUUAUGAUUCUGUGAAGCAAAGCCAAAGUAUGAAAAAUGUUCAUCUCUUCUGCUUUUCUAACCUGGGCUGAUGGUGAGGAUUUUUGUAACCUCCUUUGCAGGACAUGGCAACGGUUCUUUUUGCGAAAAAAAGCAUCACAACACAAUCUGACGGUGACACUUGAUUAAUCAGGAUGUGGAUGUUAUCUGCCUUUGAUUGUAUGUGUUGUUCUCCAGGUCUUUGUUAUUCACAGUUCAUACUACUUAGCUUCCCAAUCCCUGUAUCACUUGCUGAAAAUGUUAAAUUUGCAUCUUGUAAUCCAUUUACUGUCUGCUAACAAGAACAGCAUUUCUUUAUUUUAUCUAACUGUCUUUAAUGCACACACCUCAAAGCCUCAAACUAAAAGCCUCAAAGCCUCCACUAGAAACCUUCCUCCAGUUCAAAAGACAACUGUUAAUGAUGACUCUGUUCCCUGUUACUCAGCCAAUUUCAGACCCAUGUUGUUAGAUUUAGGUUUUGCUCACUGGGCUGUUACGGAGAUUUUAUCUAGUACUUUUUUUCCCAGUCCAUGUUCAUCCUAUCAAUUGGAUUAUCAUCACCAACACUCUUCAUCAAAAACUCAAGAGAAAGUUCAUCACAAUUUUCUGUGAACAAUUCUAUUUUAGCUUUCUUAAAUGAACCCAUAUUUCUUUAAGUGGUUUCUCAUUUUGCCUGGUAUGACCAUUUCUAACACUUUUCAAAGCUUAAACUGACUGUCCUGUCAGUGCUGAAUUAACUGACACAAGUUUCAUGUGGCAAAACAAAAAGGAGUAGUAAUGGGGAUGUAAAGCCAAUGAGAUGUGUCUGGGUGAGGUGUGAUAAUGACAUUUAGAUACCAUAAAUACAAAGUAAAGACAACCAGGUUGUGUUGGUGUUGACCUCUAUCACACUUUCAGAAGCUGCCAGACCUGCUGAGUAUUUCCAGCAUUUUCAGUUUUUAUAUCAGAUUUCCAGCAUUUCACUUCUGUACUUGUUUUUAGUUCUUAGGACUGAAGGGAACAAAUGGUGUGGGGAGAAAACAAGAACAGUUGCCUCAUUCAGUCAUGUAUCUCCCAACCCUGCAUUUCCUUUUCAAGGUUGAUUUGUAAUUAGCGGAGUCAUAUGAAACCGUAUCCAGCUCUGACGGGCAUUCUGUUUAUUGGAACUGAAUUAUCAAAGAAUUUUGAACAUGGAAGGAAAGAGUACAUUCAACACUGGGGAGAAAUACACCUACUCUGUGUGUGAAAGAGUCGGCCAGCAUUUAUCUGAAAUGUCCAAACGCCAGUGCAGUCAUACAGGAGAGAUACUGUGGGAAUGCGGGGGUUGCGGGAGGGGACUGUUUUACCCAUCCCAGCUGGAAACUCACCAACACGGUAACACUGGAGAGAAGCCAUUCACCUGCUCUGAUUGUGGGAAGAGAUUCAAACAGUCAUCCGACCUUCUGACACACCAGCGAGUUCACACUGGAGAGAGACCAUUCACAUGCUCCAUCUGUGGGAAAGGAUUCACUCAAUCAUCCAAUCUGCUCACACACCAGCGGGUUCACACUGGAGAGAGACCAUUCACUUGCUCUGUGUGUGGGAAGGGAUUCACUUCAUCAUCCACUCUCCGGAUGCACCAGCAAGUUCACACUGGGGAGAAACUGUUCAGUUGCUCCCAGUGUGGGAAGAGAUUCACUCUGUCAUCCUCCCUGCGGAGACACCAGCGAAUUCACACUGGGGAGAAACCAUUCACUUGCUCUGUGUGUGGGAUGGUAUUCACUCUCACAACUGACCUGCUGAGACACCAGCGAGUUCACACUGGGGAGAAACCAUUCACCUGCUCUGUGUGUGGGAAGGGAUUCAGUCAGGCAUCCAACCUGGUAAUACACCAGCGAGUUCACACUGGAGAGAGACCAUUCACUUGCUCUGAUUGUGGGAAAGCAUUCACUCAAUCGUCCAACUUGCUGAGACACCAGCAAAUUCACAAAUUCAGAACAUUGGAAAGGUCUCUCAUCAGUGUGAACAAGUUGGUGUGUCGUGAGGACAUGUGCUUCUCUCUCCGAACACUAUUUUUGAAUUCAGGAUCAAAUUUGGUGCUUUUAAAAAGGGACACUGCAGUCCCAAAAUCAGCCACAAUUCCAGAGUACCAAACUCCAGCCAGUUAUAAGUGUGUCAACCUCAGGAGAAACAAAUGUAAUAUUGUUAGAUUGUCAAUCUUGGAAAUGAUCAACAACAGCAAUAACAGCAGAAUCCACUUCUUUCAGAGGACACGGAAAUCGCUGGCUGAGCCACCAUUAGCCAGCCUGGACAAGACAGUGAUUCUGUCAGACCUCCUUGAUAAAACAGGCUCUCCAAUUGUAAAGAGACUAGUUGAUCAAACAUAUCGUCUGUGUGUGGAAGAGUCUGUGAAGGUUCAUCUGAAAUGUCUAAACGCCAGCGCCGUCACACUGGGGAGAGAAUGUGGAGAUUGUGGGAAGGGAUUUCUUUACCCAUCCAAGCUGGAAAUUCACCAACGCAGUCACACUGGGGAGAAACCGUUCACCUGCUCUGAUUGUGGAAUGGGAUUCACUCACUCAUCCAACCUGCGGAUCCACCAGCGAGUUCACACUGGAGAGAGACCAUUCACCCGCUCUCAUUGUGGGAAGGGAUUCACUCGGUCAUCCAGCUUGCAGGUACACCAGCGAGUACACACUGGGGAGAAGACCAUUCAGCUGCUCCAUUUGUGGGAAGGGAUUCACUCAGUUAUCCAAACUGCUACUACACCAGCAGAUUCACAGGAGAGAGAGACCAUUCACCUGUUUUCAAUGUGGGAAGGGAUUUACUCGCUCAUCUAAUCUAUUGGAACAUCAAUGUGCUCACACUGGAGAGAAACCAUUCACCUGCUCUGUUUAUGGGAAAGGAUUCACUCGGUCAUCCAGCCUGCUCUUACACCAGCGAGUUCACGCUGGGGAGAGACCA
Rhincodon typus (whale shark) is the source of this 3916-nucleotide messenger RNA. RefSeq names its product zinc finger protein 836-like. Gene Ontology annotation, cellular component: nucleus. NCBI's taxonomy places the organism in Eukaryota, Metazoa, Chordata, Chondrichthyes, Orectolobiformes, Rhincodontidae. Bases 2167 to 3792 code for a protein of 541 amino acids. The transcript is spliced from 6 exons. The record is from RefSeq and is a predicted model, not a curated record.